This is a messenger RNA of Aplosporella prunicola CBS 121167, 932 nucleotides long. RefSeq lists its product as uncharacterized. The record is from RefSeq and is a predicted model, not a curated record. Bases 455 to 787 code for a protein of 110 amino acids. The transcript is spliced from 2 exons. Lineage: Eukaryota; Fungi; Ascomycota; Dothideomycetes; Botryosphaeriales; Aplosporellaceae.
GCGAUCUGCAGGGCGUCACCACGGCGGCUCCGGCCUGUCGCGCGCUGCUGCAGGCAUGUACGGGCAUUCUCAUGAUCCGUCGGCCAUUGGCUUCCUUCCCUGUCGCCAGUACAUGAAUUCCUUGCCUUCCCGCGUUGUUCCAACACGACCGUCGCACUCGAUAUGCAAACGGCGCCAUUUUAUUAACUUGCCAGAGACUCGGGCGCUGCUCGACAGUAUGCCUCUAUAAGUCGCAACGUGCCCGCCCUCGACUCCCCAAACCACGCCUCCCCAAAAGCUCUGCCCACCCCCUCGCCAUUCCACCAGCAACCAUGUGCACCCGCGUAAUACACACCUACGGCUGCGGGCACCAGGUCGUGGAGAAGGCGCCGUGUGCCACCUCGAGGAGCGCCGCCUGCGGUGUCCUCAACACCAAGCACGUCAAGCACGACGAAAAGUGCGACAGCUGCGAUGGAUGACAGCCACGCGACCCUCCUCCACUCCGCAUCUCAUGCAGUAUAGAAGAAACAGAAACGCAGGCCGUUCCUUAACCAUCACCAUCAUCGUCAUCACAUGGCUGCUUCCUCUCCGCGGGGGACCGCUGCUCACCACAAACACCAACACCAACACUACCACCAAUUACUUUUUGGCACGACACGAGCAUGGGAUGGCGUCACGGAGACAAAAAGUGCAGGCGUUCCAAUGGCAUAGGAGGCCGUCGCAGACGGUCACAAGGCUGGCGUUCACCAGGGUGCUUCUUUCAUGUUGUUUUUCUCUAUUGCUCCGGCACCCUUUUGGAAAGCUGUAAUGUUUCGUCUUGUCUGUGGCAUCAUGGGAGCUUGGAACGGCGCUGGAAAUUGUCUUCUUUUAUUUUACCUUUUACCCCUCUUUGCCUCGUCUCCGUCCGCGCAAAGCGUAGAGUACCGUCAAUUCAGGCGCGGCACGUCUGUCGC